Messenger RNA from Neoarthrinium moseri, 1518 nucleotides. RefSeq lists its product as uncharacterized. The coding region runs from base 1 to 1518 and encodes 505 amino acids. The transcript has a single exon. Gene Ontology annotation, molecular function: zinc ion binding; RNA binding. The record is from RefSeq and is a predicted model, not a curated record. Gene Ontology annotation, cellular component: spliceosomal complex; nucleus. Gene Ontology annotation, biological process: mRNA splicing, via spliceosome. Lineage: Eukaryota; Fungi; Ascomycota; Sordariomycetes; Amphisphaeriales; Apiosporaceae.
AUGUUGUUGGAAGAGCAGCGCUUCCUCCACGAGGAUUUGGAGCGCCUCGAGCAGGGCAUUGCCGACCGCAUCGGCGAAGAGCCCAGGACCAUCCACGACCGCCUCACGCGCGACCACCAGAUCUCCCAGUUCCUCGAUCGCAUAUCCGCGCAGUCGGACAAGCUGCUGUCGCUCUACAAGGAUGCCGACGGCACGCGCUCCAAGGAGAUCCAGCAGAUCGGGACCGGCGACCCCAUGGACGAGUUCUACAAGCAGCUAGGCGAGGUCAAGUCCUUUCAUGCGCGAUACCCCAACGAGCCCGUCGAAAACCUCGAGCGUGCCUACAAGCCCAAGAAGACGAUUGGUGAAGACCCCGCCAGCAGUCUCGUGGACUCCAUGUUCACGGGCGAGGAGGCCUACGGUCGCUUCUUUGACUUGCACACCUGCCACGAGUCCUACCUGAACCUCCCGAACCCGAAACGAUUAAGCUAUCUCCAGUACCUCGACUUGUUCGACAACUUCAAUCCCGGCGCCGGUGGCCCCAAGCGUGCCGAGAAGCUGACCGAUCAGUAUUUCCAGUAUGUUGGUGGGAUAGCACAAUACCUCGAGUCCUUCAUGCGGAGGACGCGGCCGUUGGAGAACGUCGACCGAGUACUGGCCGAUUUCGACAAGGAGUUCGAAGAGGCGUGGGACAAGGACGGGGUGGAGGGGUGGAAGUUGGAAACUGGGGACUCGGCAGGUGCGGCGCAUCAGACAAGCAGCGCCGACGCAGUCUGGUGUCCGGACUGCGAGAAGGAAUUCAAGAACGAUAACGUCUACAAGGGACAUCUGCCCGGAAAGAAGCACGUCAGAGCCGCAGCGGAGCGGAAGAGACGGAUAGAAGAGUCGGGCGAGGACACUAGCUCAGGUGGUGCUCAGCCAGGCGGCCCAUCUCCGACCCGGCUGAAGGAGCGUGCGAUUGCUGAGAGGGAGUUUCGGGUGAAGAAGCUUGCCGCCGCCAUGAGCACCGAGCGCAGCGACACCAGAGUCAACGUGGAGCGCAAACAGGGCAUGACAGAGCGUGAGCGUCAGCAAGAGCUCGAGAACCUUUUCAACGAGUCCAGUGCUGCUGCCCAAGCUGCGGACAACGACGAGGGCGAAGAAGAGGACGACGAUGAGAAGAUCUACAAUCCGCUCAAGCUACCACUGGCCUGGGACGGCAAGCCUAUCCCAUUCUGGCUAUAUAAGCUGCACGGAUUAGGCGUCGAGUUCCCAUGCGAGAUCUGCGGCAACUUUGUAUACAUGGGCAGGAGGGCGUUCGAUAAGCACUUCAACGAGGCACGGCAUAUCUAUGGCCUGAAGUGUCUCGGCGUCACCAACACUGCCUUAUUCCGUGAUAUCACCGCAAUCGACGAAGCUACGAGGUUAUGGGAGAAGAUUCAGAAGGACAAGAAGCAUGGCAAGGUCGACGAUGGCAGUGUGGUGCAAAUGGAGGACGCUGACGGUAAUGUCAUGCCUGAAAAGGUGUAUUAUGACUUGCAGAAGCAGGGUCUGUUGUAA